GCGCUACGGCCUCGUGCCCGCGGGUGCCCGGCCUCGUCUCCUCUUUGCACCCAGCCGGGCCGGCCGGGAGCUCCCGGGCGUCCUGUGUGCGGCCGCGAGAAACUUCCUGCACUCCUAUUAUGAGCCUGGCACUGUGGUGAAAAGCUGUUCCCUCUUGUCCGUGACCAAGUGAAUCUGACCAAGUGAAUCUUCCCAACGGCCCUGGGAGGUAAUGAUGCUGCUUGAACUGAACAAUUAAGAGUUCUAAAGUCAAAGAUCUUGAGAUCAAUAAUGGCAGGAAAAUCUUCACUUUUUAAAGUAAUUCUCCUUGGAGAUGGUGGAGUUGGGAAGAGCUCUCUAAUGAACAGAUAUGUGACCAAUAAGUUUGAUACCCAGCUCUUCCAUACAAUAGGUGUAGAAUUUUUAAAUAAAGAUUUGGAGGUGGAUGGACAUUUUGUUACCAUGCAGAUUUGGGACACAGCCGGUCAAGAGCGAUUCAGAAGCCUGAGGACGCCGUUUUACAGAGGUUCUGACUGUUGCCUGCUCACUUUUAGUGUUGAUGAUUCUCAGAGCUUCCAGAACUUGAGUAACUGGAAGAAAGAAUUCAUAUAUUAUGCAGAUGUGAAAGAGCCCGAAAGCUUUCCUUUUGUGAUUUUGGGCAACAAGAUCGACAUAAGUGAACGACAAGUGUCUACAGAAGAAGCCCAAGCUUGGUGCAGGGACAACGGCGACUAUCCUUACUUUGAAACAAGUGCAAAAGAUGCCACAAAUGUCGCAGCAGCCUUUGAGGAAGCUGUUCGAAGAGUGCUUGCUACUGAGGAUAGGUCAGAUCACCUGAUUCAGACAGACACAGUCAGCCUGCACCGAAAGCCCAAGCCUAGCUCAUCUUGCUGUUGAUCAUUAGAGAGGUUCCCUGUGCGAUCUAACCAACUUACACACACAUACACGAAAAAUCACAGGGUGGAGAAGAGAAUUAGCAUUUGCAGCAAUGGAUCACCUACUCAUAAAAUUAAACUAACCAUAUUGCUGCUUUGUUAGUGGGUGGGAGAAGGGACACAUCCACUCAUGGAAGAAUCAAUUUACUCAGUAGUGGCACCUUACAUUUAUAAAUUGUAAUGGUUGUCUAAUAACGUUUAAUUUAAAUAUGUAAGUUACAGAGCUAAUAAACGAGAUGAUCAAGACUUUAAUUACAAUUAAAACACUUGAAUAUUCUGGAAGUUAAUGUUUUUUUUUUCCCCUGGGAAAAUGGAGAACUACUUUUUAUAUGUGUAUAUUUUUGUGUAAUUAGCAUUUAAUUCCUGGUUGAGGGGGGAAAAGAUUCCCUAAAGCAAUAAUGUUAAAUAAUAAAGAUUAAAAUCUAA
Molecule: messenger RNA, 1340 nt
Organism: Canis lupus familiaris (dog)
Lineage: Eukaryota; Metazoa; Chordata; Mammalia; Carnivora; Canidae
Gene: RAB9A
Product: RAB9A, member RAS oncogene family
Exons: 4
Coding region: 271-876 (201 amino acids)
Biological process (GO): retrograde transport, endosome to Golgi; Rab protein signal transduction
Cellular component (GO): phagocytic vesicle; late endosome; lysosome
Molecular function (GO): GTP binding; GTPase activity
Source: RefSeq, marked validated